CGAGUGUAAGUUUUUUAAAACAAAUUUUAGGACUUGAAACGGUCGGAGAAAUAAGCUUUUAAACUAUACCAGUUAGGUUCCACACGUCCUAGCACAGACCAUACUGUGGCCAGAAAACCUUGUCACUCCUAGAAAAAUAGAAAUCAGUGUAUAACACCCAAAAAGAUAGCAUUAGCUAUAAAAUGGGUAGUCAGUGGAAAUUUGAGAAUUUGGAUGUAACUCAGAGGAAGGGCCUCUUAAUCAUAACAAUAAAUAGACCCAACAAGAAAAACGCUUUUUCACGAAAGAUGUAUGAAGGUGUAACACAGAUUCUGAAUGAUGCAGCACAUAAUGAUGAAGUUUCAAUAGUAGCUUUUACAGGUGCAGGAGAUUACUAUAGCAGUGGAAAUGAUCUGUCAGGAUAUUCAGAUUAUGAAGGUGCCAGUACUGGAUUUAAUGCAAAGACGACGGACACUGUGAAGAAUAUGGUUACAGCAUUCAUUGAUUUCCCAAAAAUAUUGGUAGCUGUAGUGAAUGGUCCUGCCAUUGGUAUUGCAGUAACUAAGUUGGGCCUGUGUGAUAUUGUAUUUGCAUCUGAAAAGGCAACAUUUCGUACUCCAUUUACUAUCUUAGGGCUGUGUGCAGAAGGCUGCUCAACAUACACAUUUCCUCGAAUUAUGGGCACAUCGAAGGCUGGGAGUAUGCUUUAUUUCAAUUACCAGAUGGACGCGAAGGAAGCAUACACUUGUGGCUUAGUCAGCCAUUUAUUCAAAACAAAUGAUCUGCCAAAUGUACUACAGAAACUGGAAGAAGCCUCCACUUUGCCUGUCAAGUCGCUAAUGGCAAAUAAGAAACUGAUGCGGAAAUGGGAUCAAGAUGCUUUGCACAGAGCAAAUGAACUUGAAAGUCAGCAGCUAGAGGAGCGAAUAGCAUCUGAAGAUUGUGUUAACGCGAUAAUCAAAUUUAUGCAAUCACGAAAUAAGCUCUAAAUAGUAUUUUCUGUUGAUCACAUGGCUAGAGCUGUUUUCGUACUCAAUUCUGUUACAUCACUCUGACAAUGCAUCAUAUAUAAAUAUUAUACUCCAGCUAUAACAAUGAUCAUGCUGUUAUCAUAAAAACAGGACUAAAUAAGUGCCUUGUUGCAGUCUUGCCUUACAUCACUCUGAUAAUGUAUUGUGGCUAGGGUAUUCAUUAAAGGAGCAGCUUGUGACCUUAUUUAUAAUAAUAAAGAGAGCUAUGCCCACUUACACACUUACAUCACUCUAAUAUUACAUAACACAACUUGGGUCACUGUGAAAGGCACUGUAACAUCAUUUAAGUCUGCUGUCUCCCUACCUUUUAUUUUAUUAUUAUUAUUAUUAUUAUUAUUAUUAUUAUUAUUUUGAUGAAUUAGUAUCUCAUCAUCUUCUGAUCAUAUCACUUUCGUUCAUAGCAUGCUGUUUACAGAAUGUAUUCAUUAAUUUGUCUUGUAUUAGCAACAGGACUACCUGAUCAUUGCAAACAAAACAAUGCAAUUACCAUGAUGCAAAUUAGUCAUCAUGCUGAAAAAAAAUUUGAAUAUUGUUGUAAAAAUGGAAAAAUUGUGCUGCAGCCUACACAGUAUUCUCAUUAAUGAUACAAAUGUAAUGGGUAGUCUUAUAAUCACACAGUAUAUAACAUGUUCCAUGUUCCAAGUCGAAAAAAAUUGUGUCAAAACAUUAACAGACACAAAAUUUUAUCAAGCUGUAUAACAGACUAUAAAUUUAGUUUACAUUUGCAGCUAGUAUAGUGAGAUAAUGUUUAGUUGAUUCUAUGUAUAACUAUUUGCAUACAAAAAGAUUAUAACAGACCAUCACAUUUUGUUUUAUAUGUCGCAAUAUUUACAUGUACAUGAUAUAUCUAUACAGUUGUUUGAUUCUCACCUAAUACUGUAAGAUGAUUUCCAUAUGAUUUUUAUUUUACACUAUGUAAAUAAAUAUGUAAUAUCAUGCCACCA
Schistocerca gregaria is the source of this 1954-nucleotide messenger RNA. RefSeq names its product enoyl-CoA delta isomerase 2-like. The record is from RefSeq and is a predicted model, not a curated record. The transcript is spliced from 7 exons. The coding region runs from base 183 to 968 and encodes 261 amino acids. Lineage: Eukaryota; Metazoa; Arthropoda; Insecta; Orthoptera; Acrididae.